Messenger RNA from Penicillium lagena, 462 nucleotides. RefSeq lists its product as uncharacterized. The record is from RefSeq and is a predicted model, not a curated record. The coding region runs from base 1 to 462 and encodes 153 amino acids. Gene Ontology annotation, cellular component: plasma membrane. The transcript has 3 exons. NCBI's taxonomy places the organism in Eukaryota, Fungi, Ascomycota, Eurotiomycetes, Eurotiales, Aspergillaceae. Gene Ontology annotation, molecular function: calcium-activated cation channel activity.
AUGGAUACCACCGCCUGGGAGAAAUGGGCUCGAACGACCAUUUUGAUUGAAAUCCAAUGGGGUACUUUCUUCCCGUUUUAUACGACCUCAGCUUCCAUUGGUCCGAUUUAUUCCGUGGUUGCGCCUCUCAUCCUUAUCUUCAAUAUCGUUACUUUCGGUCUUUUCUGGUUCGUCUACCGAUACAAUGUGCUGUAUGUCAUCAAGUUUCGCUUUGAUACUAUUGAUCUUCUCUUCCCUCGAGCCAUAAAUCAGCUUUUCACCGGCUUGAGACCCCCCCCUUUCCGUCUGGGCACGCACGCAAAAGAAGGAGCGGGGGUCCCGGACGGCGGAGGCCGUACGAUAGCCGGCCACCCUCCAUCAGCGGAGAAUCAGGCUGCACAAACAACGACAACACAGUAUGCCGGUGCUGAGCACGAGCCGCGGUUGAAGUUGGGCAUACAACGGAGCGAGGCCAGCGGUUAA